AUGCUCGCCCUCGCUCUUCUCGCGACGCCCUCAAACGCCGCGUCUCGCCCCCAUCCGCGGCGCGGGGGGGCACUCACCGACACUCGCAACCGCACCGACUUCAGCAUCAAGCUCGAGACCGACGCGCCGUCGCUCGCCCUCGCGGCGUCUGCCUCGCGCAAACCCAACAAGGCCGCGGGGCUCCUGCUCCACCAAGACGUCCUCGGGGGUGGGUGGGCGCUGUUAGGUGCCUGUCCGGACGUCGCCACCUUCCAUCCAACCUUCUCCUUCCCGUUCAACAUCUCCAAGUUCAGCGGCGCCGCCUCGCGCGCCGCCGCCCCGACCACCCUCAAGCCCAUCGGCGCCGCGGCCGACGCCGAGAUCGCCUCCUUUGGCGAGGCUGCCGGCGCGGUCAAGAACGGCGACGUCUCGCUCGCCGACUCCACCGCCAACUCCGUCGGUCUCACGUGCGGCGGCGGCGCCGCCCCUGUGUGGUGCGCGGAGCCGCCGCCGCCGCUCGCCGAGCUCUGCGUCUCCGAGGAUCCGAUCAAGGCCUCGGGCUCCACGAGCAACGAGACGGUCUGCACGACCGCCACGGCCCACUCCAAGGGCGAGGCCGACGAGACGGACACAAAGCCGUCGCCGUCACCCGAGCCGUCGCCGUCACCCGAGCCGUUUCCCGAGUUUCCCGAGCCGUCGCCGUCACCCGAGCCGUCGCCGUCACCCGAGCCGUCGCCGUCACCCGAGCCGUCGCCAUGCCAGCCUGGCGUAAACUGCGUCGACGGCCCGUGCUCGCUCACCGACGGCGGCUCGUGCGCCGCGUCGCCAAACUACCCGAACAGCUACGGCGACAGCGAGGAGUGCACCAUCAGCGGCGUGCCGCCGGUCGAGCUGGAGACGGUCGCCUUUGAUGUGGAGGCAGGCAACGGCUGCCCCUACGACUACCUCACCGUCAACGGAACGAAGUACUGCGGCACCUCGGGGCCGAGUGGCGCGAUCUGCUGGGCGACCCGGCCGCCUCCACCGCCGUACCCGUCUCAAAUGGCACCCACUCCACCGCCGCCGCUUCUCCCUGGCGGCUACUUCAUCACCGGCCCGUGCUCGCUCACCGACGGCGGCUCGUGCGCCGCGUCGCCAAACUACCCGAACAGCUACGGCAACAACGAGGCGUGCACCAUCAGCGGCGUGCCGACGGUCGGGCUGGAGUUGAUCGGUUUUGAUGUGGAGGCGGGCGACGGCUGCCCCUUCGACUAUCUCACCGUCAACGGCACAAAGUACUGCGGCACCUCGGGGCCGAGUGGCGCGAUCUGCUGGGCGACCCGGCCGCCUCCACCGCCACCAGCGCCGCCUCUACCGCCUCCACCGCCUUCACCGCCAUCAGCGCCGCCUCCACCGCCUUCACCGCCUUCACCGCCAGCUCCGCCGCCUUCACCGUCAUCACCGCCAACACCGCCGCCGCCGCCGCCGCUGCCGCCGCUCUCCCCCGGCUAUGUCGCCGCGGAGAGCGAGGACCAGCUCCGCAACCUGAUCGAGGAGCCGACGUCUGCCGACGUCUCCAUCUACCUGCCUCCCAGCGACGUCGAGAUCAUCGAGUCGGUCGUGAGGGACUGCUCGGCUACCUAUUUCGGCGGCGUCGUCUGGACGCAGGACAGUGGUGCGGUCUCGAUAAUCGGCUCGACCGUCGCCGGCUGCUCGGCUGGCAAUGUCGGCGGCGUCGUCAGGGCGCUGCGCAGUGGUGCCGUCUCGAUAACCCGCUCGGCCGUUUCGGGCUGCUCUGCUGAUUGGGGCGGCGUGGUCUUCGCGUCUAGCAGCGGUGCGGUCUCGAUAAUCGGCUCGACCGUGUCGGGCUGCUCUGCUCGAUACGGCGGCGUCGUCUGGGCGCAGGACAGCGGUGCGGUCUCGAUAAUCGGCUCGGCCGUGUCGGGCUGCUCGGCUGGCUAUGUGAGCAGCAUCCUCGGCCUCGUCUACGGCGUCCGCCUCGACGAGCACUUUACCCGCUGGCUCGCCGUGCUCAAGCUGUUCAGCCUGGACCUGUUUGGCGUCGCCAUCCCCGGCAGCUGCAUCGGAGCCAUGAGCACGCGGCUGCUCGUCGCGGGCACCUGGCCGUACGCCGCUGUCGCCUUCGUGUCGCUCGCCAUUGUGGUGGCGGCGGCGGUCCUCAACAACAAGCAGGCAUUCGACCGCCAGCUGCUUGGCCGCCUCCUUUACUGGGCGAUCUUCAUCUUCUACCUGGUGCUUCCCUCCGUCUCGCGCUCCAUCUUCAGCGCGAGGCUGUGCGAGUCCUUUCGCUACGACGACGCGACAGGCCAGCGCAUCAGCUUCCUGCUCGCCGACCCGUCGCUCACGUGCGACGCCGGCCCUACGUGGGAAGACGAGGCGAGCGGACUCGCACCGUACUUUUGGGCCUUCUUCGCCCUCUGGCCCGUCCUCGUGCCGCUCGGCUUCCUGGCGCUGCUGCUCCGCGUCCGCAAGCCCGUGGCUGCGCAGCGCGCAACGCCGCUCUCUCGCGCAACGAGCUUCCUGUGGCGGGACUACUCUGGCCGCUUCCUCUUCUGGGAGGUGCUCGACCUGGUCCGCAAGAUCUUCCUCACCUCGAUGGUGCUCUUCAUCGACCAGGAUUACGGCUCCCGCAAGCUGCUGCGCACCGUGGUUGCCGCCAUCGUCUCGGCCAUGUUUCUCACCUGCCUAGCGCUCGCCCGACCCUACCGGCGCUCCGACGACCUCUGCCUCGCGUGCAUCGCCAACCUGCUCCUGACCUGCUGCUUCGCCUCGGGAGUGGUCAUCCAGCUGUGCGACAGCACCGCGUACGAAGACAUGUGCUACAACCUCGUUGGCUACACGACUUCUCGCGGCGCCACCACCUUCGUCGUCGUCCUCACCGCGGUCAUGCUCGCCAUCUCGCUAGCCGUCAUCGUUGUAUUGGCGGUCAGCGCCUCGAGGGCGAAGACCAUGCGGCUCGCCUCUUCGAUGCGGGAGCCGAUGCGCGACGGCAUCACCCUCGCCGACGGCCAGCAGUGGCACCUCUUCCUCAGCCACGUCUGGAGCACGGGCCAGGACGCCGUCGCCGUCAUCAAGAACGAGCUGCAGCAGUUCCUGCCCGGCUGCGAGAUCUUCCUCGACGUCGACGACCUCAAGAACAUCGGAGAGCUGGAGGCGUACAUUCGUCGCUCGCAGGUGGUGCUCUGCUUCCUGUCGCGGGGCUACCUGCGCUCGACGAACUGCCUGCGAGAGGUCCGCGCCGCGCUGGAGAUGGGCAAGCCGCUCGUGCUCGUCCACGAGGCAGACCCGGACAAGGGCGGAGGCACGCUCGCCGAGCUGCGAUCCGAGUGCCCCGAGGAGCUGCGGGCCGCCAUCUUUGACGCCGGCUGGCCGAUGGCGGUGUGGCAUCGGAUCGAGGCCUUCCAGCACGUCUCGCUCAAGGUCAUCGCCGAGGCGCUGCUGCUGAAGACGCCAAAGUACGAGGGAGAGGACGAGCUGCCCCUGUGCAUCCCGGGCGAGGUCCGAGCCGACGACCUCGCCUUCCCCAAGCCGGUGGUUCUCUGGGCCUCGACUUUGAACGCCGGGGCGCGAGAUCUCGCCGAAUCGGUCGCGGCGGCCGUGGCUGGCGGCGUCUCGAUCACCGACGCAACGCCCUCGCGCCUCUCCUCGCUGCCUCACUCGAGCGACAGCGGCGGAGAUGGCGACGAGGCGACGCACAUGCUGCUCUACCUGAACAGGUCGACGUGGGCCGGCGAUGGCGCCGAGGCGCUCGCAGAGCAGGUGCGCGCCGCGCGCCGCGCCAGGCUGCCGAUCGUCAUGGCGCACGAGAACGACGCUCUCUGCGGCGGCUGCAUCUUUGGCCACUUUUUCGAGGUGACGCCACGCGACCUGAUUGCCGAUGGGCUGUACUACGACCUCGCCGUCGGCUGCCACGCGGGCCCGCACCGGCAGGUGUCGCUCGCCCUCCUCGCACAGGCGCUCGGCGCGACCAAGCAGACGGCUCAGUCGCGCGCGCGCCGCGCCACCGCCCUCGCUCUAGCGAUCCGCGGCCCCUCUACACAAACGGAGCCGUCGAAUGGCGACGACGUUGUGGAAGCGUCAGCGACGCAGGACCGCCAGAUUGUCUGA
Molecule: messenger RNA, 4086 nt
Organism: Emiliania huxleyi CCMP1516
Lineage: Eukaryota; Haptophyta; Isochrysidales; Noelaerhabdaceae
Exons: 12
Coding region: 1-4086 (1361 amino acids)
Biological process (GO): signal transduction
Source: RefSeq, a predicted model, not a curated record